Molecule: messenger RNA, 6760 nt
Organism: Haemorhous mexicanus (house finch)
Lineage: Eukaryota; Metazoa; Chordata; Aves; Passeriformes; Fringillidae
Gene: PHLDB2
Product: pleckstrin homology like domain family B member 2
Exons: 21
Coding region: 1017-4949 (1310 amino acids)
Biological process (GO): regulation of microtubule cytoskeleton organization
Cellular component (GO): basal cortex
Source: RefSeq, a predicted model, not a curated record
GGGGGAAGCGCCCGCGGGGUGGGUGAUGUCCUCCCGGGCCGCCAGGAUGGAAAGAGGCGGCGGGGCCCCGCGGGAUGGGGAAGGGGGUCCCUCUCGGGUACGCAGAGCCUGGGCUGACGCCGGCUCAGCUGCUUGGAGCCGUCUCCGUUUUUUGAGCUACUUUUAAGGGAGUUUGUGCCACCAUCACCCCCAUCCACUCCUCCGCCUUCGGUCCCUUGGCACGUCUGACGGGUGAGGUUGGUGGAGUCCCCCUUGCCGCCUGGCCCUGCUGGGACCCCUCAGCUGAUAGAGACGGGGCUCCCUUCCUCCCUAUCGUCUCCAGACGCUUCUCCUUCUUUGUCCGGGUGUUCCCCCCGGUUCUGCCGCGUCCCCGCUGGCGAACAAAGCCUCUGCUCCGGGGGCGCCGGUGACAUCCGUCCGAGGUCUGAGGAAGAAAUGGAGGAACGGCGGGGCUUGGCUUUGCUUGGUUUAGUUUUCCAUCGUAAAUAAUCUACCUGGUGGAGGGGAAGACAUGGGACAACGCUCUUUGUCCGUGAUCUUUUGUUCGGCUGGUGGCUUAUAAAAAAGGCUCCUGCGGCUGUGCGAGGGCUGCCGUGCCCGGCGGGGAUGGGUUCCCGGCGCGGAGCCGGCGAUGGAUGCCGUCUCGGCAUCUCUGGAGUUUAGCGGCAGGAACCCGGCGAUACGGUGGAUCGGCUUGCGGACGGAAAUCGGGGGUUUGAACUCCACCUCCCCUGACAGAUUCAGAGCUCCUAAGUUCCCCCUCUUGUAGCCCUGUCGGCAGCCGGGUGGGAUUCGGCGGCGCUCGGAGCCCCGCGCUCGAUGGAUGCUGGUGUUGCGCAGGGUGAACUUGGCCUAUGGGCUUUCCAAAUAAAGUCUUCAGCAGCAAAGUGCAAUCUUGUUAAUGAUUUCUUAAGGAAGCCACAAGAUUACAGACAAAACUCAGGAGGUGUGACUAGUAAAAAUUUAUCUGGUUCACUCAAAUUAGUGUCAUUUUAACCAUCCAAUAGAAGAGAAAUAUGAUGCCAAACAGAAGUAACCUCUCUUCCUUCCAGAAUGUUGGAUCAGAUUCCAGUAAGAUUAUGGCAGACUAUAGCCACUCACAGAACCAGAUGGAAUUACAAAAUGCUAGUUUGGGAAAGGGUUCUGUGGUGAAUUCCCUUGAAAAUGGUCUCCAGGAUAUUAUGGAAAACCUCAACACAAAGAAAUAUGCAUCAACUCUUAAAUUUAAAACAAAUGGGGACUAUGCUGGCUCUUAUUUAACACUUUCACAACCUAUGCCAAUUAAGCCUAAUCCUUCUACCAGUGUUAAAAAUACACACUCUAUUAACAAAAUUCAAGGAGGCAAGCAGUUCCCCUGUGAAAGCCCGUAUCUUCCAGAUAAAAGCAUCUCUGUAAAGCAUUUGGGUUCCAUAUCAGGCAUGUCUCCAUCCCUCAGCGGGUAUAGUUCUGGAAGGACAGAUUUUGACAUUUAUGCCAGCAGAGAAAAUGAAAAAUCCCUUGGACACAUGGAAAAGUUUCACUACUCGAAGUAUAGUCAGAGAAAUAAAUCUUAUGAUAACAUCUACUUCCCAGGAAUGCUGGAAUCAAAGAAGAUCUCAGGCUCUCUUCUGACUAUGUGGAAUGGAAGCUCAGGGAAUGAGCUGAUGCUUUCACCUGGUAGCAAUUCGGGGGCAGCCAGCAUGCCUUCCAGCCCAAAGCAAGGCAGGAGGAUGAAUGCUGAAAACAGUCUGGCCCUUCAUAUAAAGCCAGUAAAGUACAAGGAUGGGAUGAUGGAAACUCUGGGUUCACAGGCGAGGAAAUACUCUGGUGGAUCUCUAAGUCAUAUGGGAAUGUACAGUCGUUCCCUGCCCAGACUUUAUAAAUCAACAGAAAACCAGCUGGUGCCAUUAAGUUUGCCCCCCAGAAGCUCUCUGGGUAAUAGUAAAAGGAAAAAACUUGGAGAAAAAGAUCUACCUCAGAAUGCUUUUGAUGCUGAUAAUUACCUGAAUUUUUCUUCUUGCAGCUCAGGGGUUUCACCACAUGCAAACUCUGUCUCCAGGAGUAAUCCCUAUGUCAGUUCAACUCUUAGUGUUCCUGCAAGCCCUCGUAUUGCUAAAAAAAUGCUUUUAGCACCUUCUUCCCCAUAUCUCCCUGAUGAUUUUGACAGACUUGGACGCUCAGGAACAAGUCCUGGUAGUUCUUUCUCCCCAGUGGAUUUUGACAGGUCGUUCUCUGUCAGAAGAAACCUUUCCACCAGUUCCAUGGAACUUGAUGACGCAGAUCUGGAAAGUUACAGACAGACACCAAAUUCUUUGCAAACAUCCAUGCAAGAGCGGAAGAACAGCAUUAGCUCGAUUUCAGGAAGGGAAGACCUCAUGGACUAUCACAGGAGGCAGAGGGAAGAGCGACUUCGGGAGCAGGAGAUGGAACGGCUGGAACGACAGCGGCUCGAGACAAUCCUCAAUCUGUGUGCAGAAUACUCCAAAUCAGACAGCGAUCCUGCUGCAGCCACUACAGUUGCUGAUGUUCAGAAAAUUAACAAAGAACUUGAAAAACUUCAACUCUCUGAUGAGGAUUCUGUGUUUGAAGACUCCCAGAUGAAUCUGGAAACAAGGUUCAGAAGCCACUUGAAAUCAUCUGUGAGUGACUCAGAUUUCUCGGAGCUGAGCAGCCACAGCCGUGGCACAGCUGCUUACCUGCUCUCGCGGGGGCUAAGGGCUGAGGAGCACUUCAGUGAGAGCACCAAGCCUCCACCUUUUGCUGCUCCCAGCUUCUUGAAGGACGCCACUGAAUCAUCCUACCUAAGCAUCACACCAAAGGGUGAUCUCUGUGGAUCUCUGUCUGCCGAGUCUUCUGGUGUGAAAUUGUGUAGAACAGGAACAUGCUAUUAUGGCUUGAAUUGCUCUUUCCACGUUGAAGAGAUGAUACCAGAAUGCACCAGUGAAGAGCAGAGAAGGCAGAAGCUUAGUCAGCUGGAGGAGGAACGCAUAGUAAUACUGAAUAACUUGGAAGAACUUGAGCAGAAGAUCAAAGAUUUAAAUGACCAGAUGGAUGAAUCCUCAAGAGAGUUGGAUAUGGAAUGUGCCCUUUUGGAUGGGGAGCAGAAAUCUGAAACAACAGAGCUGCUGAAAGAAAAGGAAAUAUUGGAUCAUCUAAACAGGAAAAUAGCUGAACUGGAGAGAAAUGUUAUUGGUGAAAAGACAAAGGAAAAAAUAAAACUUGAUGCUGAGAGGGAAAAACUAGAGAGGCUUCAGGAGCUUUACUCCGAGCAGAAGACGCAGCUUGAUAAUUGCCCUGAGUCCAUGAGGGAACAGUUACAGCAGCAGCUGAAGAGGGAUGCUGAUAUUCUGGACAUAGAAAGCAAACACUUUGAAGAUUUAGAAUUUCAGCAGCUUGAACAUGAAAGCAGGUUAGAUGAAGAGAAGGAAAAUCUGACACAACAGCUCCUGCAUGAAGUAGCUGAAUAUCAGCGCAGCAUUGUCAGUAGAAAGGAAAAGAUUUCUGCUCUCAAGAAACAAGCCAAUCAUAUUGUCCAACAAGCACAAAGAGAACAAGAUCAUUUUGUAAAAGAGAAAAACAACUUAAUAAUGAUGCUGCAAAGGGAAAAAGAAAAUCUCUGUAAUCUGGAAAAGAAAUAUUCCACACUUUCUGGAGGAAAGGGAUUUCCUGUCAGUCCCAAUAGUCUGAAAGAGGGCUAUAUCAGUGUAAGUGAAAUUAGUGAGCUGUAUGGCAAUUCCACGAAUAUAUCCCCUUCCACUCAGACCCCCUCAGAUGUUGAAGCAGUUGCCACUGAGCCUUCCACGGCUGUGCUGACGAGCCAGCCACAAAAUAAAGAGCAUUUCAGAAGCCUGGAGGAGCGCAAGAAGCAGCACAGGGAGGGCAUGUACCUGAGCGAUACUCUGCCCCGCAAGAAAACAACCCCAUCCGUGUCUCCCCACUUCAACAGUGCCACGCUGGGACGCAACAUUGCAAACAAAGGACAUUUACCAUUAGGACAGAGCAACAGCUGUGGCAGCGUACUUCCUCACUGCCUGGCAACCAUGACCAAAGAGUCAGAGUCAAGAAGGAUGCACAAAGGGUAUAACCAUCAGCUCAUCUGUGAAAACCAAAGACAGAAGUCGCCGGAAUUCUACAGCCGAACAGCAUCAGAAUCCAAUGUGUAUUUGAACAGUUUCCAUUACCCAGAUCGUAGUUACAAGGACCAUGCCUUUGACACAUUAAGCUUAGACAGCUCUGACAGCAUGGAGACGAGCAUAUCAGCAUGCUCACCAGAUAAUAUUUCCAGUGCUAGCACUUCAAAUGUUGCAAGAAUAGAGGAGAUGGAGAGACUUCUCAAACAAGCACAUGCUGAAAAGACUCGGCUGCUUGAGACCAGGGAACGGGAGAUGGAAGCUAAGAAACGAGCUCUGGAAGAAGAAAAACGCCGCAGGGAGCAACUGGAGAAAAGAUUGGAGGAAGAAACGAGCCAGAGGCAAAAAUUAAUUGAGAAAGAAGUCAAAAUACGUGAGAAACAAAGAGCACAGGCCCGUCCCUUGACUCGCUAUUUGCCCGUUAGAAAGGAAGACUUCGACCUACGAAGUCACAUUGAAACAGCUGGGCACAACAUAGAGACCUGUUAUCACAUUUCUCUCACUGAGAAAACCUGCCGAGGCUUUCUGAUUAAAAUGGGAGGGAAAAUUAAAACAUGGAAAAAACGGUGGUUUGUUUUUGACAGAAACAAGAGGACUUUUACUUAUUAUGCAGACAAACACGAAACUAAAUUAAAAGGUGUAAUAUAUUUUCAAGCUAUUGAAGAAGUCUAUUAUGAUCAUCUGAAGAAUGCAUAUAAGAGUCCCAACCCGCUGCUGACCUUCAGUGUUAAGACCCAUGACCGCAUCUACUACAUGGUUGCUCCUUCUCCAGAAGCCAUGAGGAUAUGGAUGGAUGUCAUUGUUACAGGCGCAGAAGGCUACACCCACUUCAUGUUAUAAUAAAAGAGAGCAAUAGGGCAUCCUGCAAUAACAUACCUAAUGAAGUUAGCCAUAGGUAGUGACAGCUGAAAAGCCAGUGAAUACCCUGAAAUGUCCUCCUUAUGAUGUGCACCCAAAACUUCAGAUUGAGAGGAGGUUACAAAUGCAUUGAAAAGGGGGGAUUGUUACCUGUUAUAGUUGAUCUUUAUAGGAAUGGAUGAGCUUAAGCUUUUGAGAGAAUCGUAAUGCUCCAAAAUGGAUAAUCAGGCAAUUUUAAUUACAGCAUCUUGGUUGAAUUGUAAGUUUCUACAAAUUCUCUUAUACAGAGAAUGUCUUCAUAAAUUUAUACUGAACAGUUUACAAGUGUGCGUGUUCUCAUUGAUAUGCAAAAAUUCUAGUAGUGAAACAAAAAAGUGUAAUAUGCAUAUAUUUUAAUAUGCAAAAUUUGACAUUUAUAGAUGAUUAGGUGACUUUUUAAUACCUUUAGUCAAGUAUUUUAUAGAAAUACAAACAGAAAAGAAUCCCUAAGGUACACACAGUUCUUGCCUUAGUAGUUAAGUGUUACAACAGAGCCAAAGAGUUAAAUGAUUCCCUUACAUUUUCAUAUUGUUACUUGUACCUAACUUUCUGUAAAGGGACAGUGCCAAAACUCUUAAUGGCUUUUAAUGUAAUUAAAUUAUUAUAUUCUGUGUGUUCAAACACUUUGUGGCAACAACUCUAUGUUUAAAGUUUGCAUCUAUGGAGCUCAACAAGUAAAAAAAAAGAAACCCCGAGAGGGAUAGCUUUAUAAAGAUGCAUUUUUUUCCACAAGGAUGAGAAAUGGAAACACAUGUAUUAACUUCCUCAUAAAGAGGGGUUUUUUAAAUCCCCCCUGUUGAACAGAAUAAGCUGAUUCUGGACUCUACAGCAAUUUUCUUUUAUAUAAUAUGGUCCCAGUGUCAUUCUAACCUUACUCUGUGCCAAGCGAAAUCUUUCACUCUAUUGAAAUCUCUCAAAUAUUGCCUGCCUUUAAAGCAGCACCAAAAUCUCUACCUGUCUGAAUUCUUUGGAGCCAAGCUUUCAGUCCCAGGGAAUUGUUUUGUUGUUUAAUGUAUAUCUGCACAGAAUAAUGCUGUCAAAUAGAACAAAAAGGGAGAGGUGAAUUCCAAGAGUUUACACUAAGCAGUGUAUGAAUAAAAAACUCUGAAAGUUUGAAGUAGUAGGGAUUGAGAUUCGUAAAGCAGCAAAAAUACUGAUGGUGCAGUGGUCUCCCAUUUUAAAAUCACUUCCAAGUCCUUGAGUAAUAUUGCAAAAAUAUAAAUUAUUUAAUUGAAAUGAACUUCAAGAAAGUGUCAUAUUAUGACUUAAAAGAGGUUCUGUUUGAUUAUAAUUGAAACUUACACACUCUGUGGUUUGUGUACUAGAAGAAAGCACAUUCACCUUUUUUUUCUCUGAUGAAAAGUUAAUGGCUUUUAACUGAACAAAUAAACUGAAACCAGAAUAGAAGUAUGCUGGCAGAAUAUUUUUGUUAUACUUUUUAAACCCUGUAUCUGUAAUGAACAGGUUUGUGGUAUGUACAGGUGAUGUGGUUGUUCUAGCAUGACAAACAUCAGUUUCUACUUGAAUCAUAGAAGAGACUGUUGUUGCAAGAUAAUUGUUAUCAUCUGUGCAGAUCACAGCCUGUAAUCUUUAAUUUAAAAUGCUAUUAAAUAAAUUGCUUUUGUUUAUAGUUAUUAUUUUUUCCUGAUGUAUUUUGAUUUUAUUCCCAAGUAUAGUUAUAAAGGUUUUCUAAUACUGAUUUUUGUAUCCUGCAUGAUGCAAUGAAGGCGUUUCAAUAAACAUUUUUAAAAAUA